Moneuplotes crassus is the source of this 899-nucleotide messenger RNA. NCBI's taxonomy places the organism in Eukaryota, Ciliophora, Spirotrichea, Euplotida, Euplotidae. The record is from the annotation of a GenBank genome assembly.
CAACCUCACUCUCCACCAGCUCCAAAAAGAGACUACACACAAAUCUCAAAAGCUUAUAGAAUCAGGAAGAAAAAGUACUGUAUAAAAAUUAAGGUCUAGGUAUGUUAGUAUGUUACAGAAGAAGGUGUGGGAUAUUACUCAAGAAAAUAUCAAGCUUCGAGGAGAAAUAGAGGAGCUAAAGAUUAAAGCAACUGCUAAUUGUUCUGAUACAAGUGAUACACAAAACAAAUCAGCCAAAGGAGAAAGACAGCAGCAUCCUUUGAAGGAUUUUGAGGACUAUAUUUAUAACAAAUUAGCGUUUAAGAUGAGAGUUAACCCUGAUGAAGUCAGAUUCUCAACACUAGAACAUGCCUGAGACAACACUAAUGAUUACUGAUCAACAAGGCUAUCUUAUUUCAAAUCUACAUUUAAAGAUCUCAUUGAAAGCAUCCUAUGUAAAGAAUCAAAAGUAUUUCUAAAAAUCCUAUCCAGCUUCAAAAUGUCUGAGAUAAUCAGAAGACUGAACACCAAGAAGAGAUACAAGAAAGAGGAAGAUAAGGCGACUGAAAAAUAUUUCAAUUAUGAAUGGAGUGAAGCUUUUGUGUCCUUCAUGUCAAAAGAAGGAAAGAAUUUAGCAAAGGCUUAUAAAUCAGUAGCCCAUGGAGUCCGAAACUUAGUAAAGGCAAGAAACCAAAUCUUGAACAGUAUAAACAACCUCAAGUCAAUCUUCGAUCGGCCGGAAGGCUACCUCUUCUACUCCAAAUCCGAUGUUGGCAAUAUCUUCACCUGCAUCGAAGACUUCUCCAGUCAAAACCUGCUCACCCCUCACAAUCUCUACAAUCUCCCAGUCAAAUCCCCAGGAGGUUCUGCUUACAAUGAAGCAGAACUAAGCGAAUAGCCCAAAAAAUAUUCAAUCAUAU